Molecule: messenger RNA, 1998 nt
Organism: Equus caballus (horse)
Lineage: Eukaryota; Metazoa; Chordata; Mammalia; Perissodactyla; Equidae
Gene: CNDP1
Product: carnosine dipeptidase 1
Biological process (GO): proteolysis
Cellular component (GO): cytosol
Molecular function (GO): metallodipeptidase activity
Source: RefSeq, a predicted model, not a curated record
UCUGCUCCUUGAACCGGCUCCCUUCCCCCGCAGCGAGGCCCGGCUGCCCCCUGAAGGCCACGCCCUCCUGGCUCCUUCUUCACCCCCAGCUGCCAGACUUCAUUAAUCUCUGCAGCAAUCGCUUGGCUGGGCCAGCACCUGCAGGGGAAUUCACGGAAUCCAGAAAAACCUGCUUUUUGGUUUUCGGGUUUUAUUUUUAAUACCAUCAUGGUGAGAUAAACUAGGCCAAUAAAGGAUUUUUUUCUGUAUUGUAACCGUUCAUCAAAGCAGACACGGGGCAGAGCAUCCUCUGUAAAACCAGUCACACGGACUCUAGGCCAGUGGCAUCGUCUCUCCUUGUUUUCCUGCUGCUACUUGAGAGAGGCAUGUUCUCUCCGUCCUCACCGCCCGCCCGGCUGUUAGAGAAGGUCAUCCAAUACAUCGAUCUCCAUCAGGAUGAAUUUGUCCAGACGCUGAAGGAGUGGGUGGCCGUUGAGAGCGACUCCAUCCAGCCUGUGCCUCGCCUCAGACAGGAGCUCUUCCGAAUGAUGGCCCUGGCUGCAGACAAGCUCCGGCGCCUGGGAGCCAGCGUGGACUCCGUGGACGGGGGCUCUCAGCAGCUGCCCAAUGGUCAGACUCUCCCGAUCCCUCCCAUCAUCCUAGCCGAACUGGGGAAUGAUCCGAAGAAACCCACUGUGUGCUUCUACGGCCACCUGGACGUGCAGCCUGCUAGAAGGGAAGAUGGGUGGCUCACGGACCCUUACACGCUGACGGAGGUGGACGGAAAACUUUACGGACGAGGAGCAACAGACAACAAAGGCCCCGUUUUAGCAUGGAUUAAUGCUGUGAGCGCAUUCAGAGCCAUGGAAGAGGAUCUCCCCGUGAAUAUCAAAUUCAUCAUUGAAGGGAUGGAAGAAGCAGGUUCUGUCGCUCUGGAGGAGCUUGUCAGAAGAGAAAAGGACCGGUUCUUCUCCAGUGUAGACUACGUGGUAAUUUCAGAUAAUCUGUGGAUCAGCCGGAGGAAGCCAGCGCUCACCUGUGGAACACGAGGGAACAGCUACUUCACUGUGGAGGUGAAAUGCAGAGAUCAAGAUUUUCAUUCAGGAACCUUUGGUGGUAUCCUUAAUGAACCAAUGGCUGAUUUGAUUGCUCUUCUCGGUAGCCUUGUAGACUCAUCGGGUCAUAUUCUGAUCCCUGGAAUCUAUGACCACGUGGCUCCUCUUACUGAAGAGGAAAAAAAAAUGUACAAAGCCAUUGACCUGGACCCAGAAGAAUACCGGAAUAGCAGCCAGGUUAAGAAAUUUCUGUUUGACACCAAGGAGGAAAUUCUAAUGCACCUAUGGAGGUACCCAUCUCUUUCUAUUCACGGGAUUGAGGGCGCCUUUGAGGAGCCUGGAGCUAAAACAGUCAUACCUGGCCGAGUUAUAGGAAAAUUUUCAAUCCGUCUAGUCCCUCACAUGAAUAUGUCCGUGGUGGAAACACAGGUAAAGCAGCAUCUUGAAUAUAUAUUUUCCAAAAGAAAUAGUUCCAACCAGAUGGUUGUUUCUAUGGCACUAGGACUACACCCAUGGAUCGCAAAUAUUAAAGAUAAUCAGUAUCUUGCAGCAAAAAGAGCCAUCAAAACAGUGUUUGGAACAGAGCCAGAUAUGAUCCGGGAUGGAUCAACCAUACCAAUUGCCAAUAUAUUCCAGGAUGUUAUCCAAAAGAGUGUGAUGAUGCUCCCACUGGGCGCUGUGGACGAUGGAGAGCACGCGCAGAAUGAGAAAAUCAACAGGUGGAACUACAUAGAGGGAUCCAAAUUAUUUGCUGCCUUUUUCCUAGAGAUGGCUAAGCUGCAUUAACAAUGACGGGAACCUUCCAGCUUACAUCUGAGCUGCUGACAGAUCCCCUCUCUCACACCCCUGGACAGGAAUAGAAUCUAAAUAUCCAGAGAAUUUCAGUCCAGUAAAUAAUAUUUUCCCUCUUUAAUAUGUGUUUGGACAUUUGGACCAGUAAUAAAAUAUUUUAAAGGUACAGACA